AUGCAUCAUUCACACAUCUUGUCUGCGGCGCUUUUGGGUACUACCACAAACGCAGCUACGCUCUAUGCAACGCAUUAUUCUGGCACGAUCAAUAAAUUGAAUCUGGAUGGAAGUUCGUUGACGCUUGUGAAUUCUAUCAGCACAGGCAACAUAUUGCCGAGCUGGAUCACUUACGACAACGUUGGUAAGGCACUUUAUGUUCCUGACGAGGUCUUCUUCGGCGCAUCCUCGGGGACCCUUACUUCUUUCUUUGUUGGCAGUGAUGGGACGUUGAAGGAUAUUGGAAAAGGCCCAACAAAAAUGGGUGUUGUGGCAACGACGCUCUAUGGCGGUGCCAAUGGCACAUCUUUCAUCGCGAACGCACACUAUCAAACGAGUCAGGUCUCAACAUUCAAGCUUCCUCUCACUGGCGCACAGCCCUUUCAGACGUUGCAGUACACCAUGAGCGGUCCAGGCAAAAUCCCAAGUCGCCAGGAGGCCCCACAUCCGCACCAUGUCUUCACAGACCCAACAGGCGAAUUCUUGGUUGUUACAGAUCUUGGGGCAGAUAUUAUCCGCAUUAACCGCAUCGACCGCAGUUCUGGAAAGCUCACAGAGUGCGGGACUGGCAAACCUACCCCAGGCACAGGACCACGUCACGGAACGUUCUGGGGCUCUGGAGAAAACACCACACUAUUUGUUGCCAACGAACUAUCUAACUCUGUGUCGGGAUGGAAGGUCAACUACCCCCAAUCAUCUACUGGGUGCUUAACGUUGACCCUGCGUGACACUUUGACCCCGUAUCAAGGCAACCUAUCUGCGCCAACAGGUACUAAGGUCGGGGAGAUACACGUCAAAGAUAACUUCGUGUACGUGUCUAACAGGAACGACAAGAAAUUCUCUGGAAAUGAUUCUCUGACGCAAUAUACCAUCGGUUCGGACGGCAAGAUCACCUGGACUGCCAAUACCAGCAGUUUCGGGACUUAUCCAAGGACAUUUGACAUCAGUAAUACAGGAGACUACGUUGCAAUCGGUGAUCAGACAACAAGCAAUGUAGCCAUUGUUAGGAGAAACAAAUCAACAGGUCGCUUGGGAGAUCUGGUCGCAAGUUUGAGGAUUGGGGCUGCCGGCACGCCAGAGAGCGAGGAUGGAUUGAGCGCUGUGGUUUGGACAGAGUAGACAUAUCAGUUUGAGC
Molecule: messenger RNA, 1174 nt
Organism: Boeremia exigua
Lineage: Eukaryota; Fungi; Ascomycota; Dothideomycetes; Pleosporales; Didymellaceae
Product: Lactonase, 7-bladed beta-propeller-domain-containing protein
Exons: 2
Coding region: 1-1158 (385 amino acids)
Molecular function (GO): protein binding; 6-phosphogluconolactonase activity
Source: RefSeq, a predicted model, not a curated record